GAAAGCCCCACAGCAUUGGCAGCUCGGAACGGAUUCAGCUCUCAGGAAUGUACAAUGUUCGAAAAGGGAAAAUACAUUUGCCAGUCAACAGAUGGACAAGACGCCAAGCUAUCCUUUGUGGAACAUGCCUAAUUGUCUCAUCAGUAAAAGAAAGCCAGACUGGAAAGAUGCAUGUCCUCCCUUUAAUUGGUGGAAAAGUGGAAGAAGUGAAAAAGCACCAGCACUGUUUAGCAUUUAGCUCCUCUGGACCUCAAAGCCAGACCUACUACAUUUGUUUCGAUAACUUCACUGAAUAUUUGCGAUGGCUUCGACAAGCAUCAAAGGUUGCAUCACAACGCAUAAGCUCAGUGGAUCUUUCAUGCUGCAGCCUGGAGCACCUGCCUGCCAACCUGUUUUAUAGCCAAGACCUCACUCAUCUCAAUUUAAAGCAGAACUUCCUGAGGCUAAAUCCUAGCCCAUCCACAAAUAGAGCGCUUAGUGAAUUACAAAGAUUCACCAAGUUGAAGAGCCUUAACCUUUCCAAUAAUAAUUUAGGAGACUUCCCACUGUCAGUCUGCAGCAUCCCAACCCUGACUGAACUCAACGUGUCCUGCAAUGCCCUCAGAAGCAUUCCAGCAGUUGUAGGAGAGAUGCACAACUUGCAGACGUUUUUGCUGGAUGGCAACUUUCUCCAGUCCCUUCCUGAUGAAUUGGAGCGUAUGCAUCAGCUCAGCUACCUGAGUCUGUCCUUCAAUGAGUUCACCAACAUUCCAGGGGUGCUGGAGAAGCUGACCGCCAUGGAUAAGCUUUGUAUGUCAGGAAACUGCAUGGAUACCCUGAACUUACAGGUGUUAAAAAGGAUGCCUCACAUUAAACAUGUGGAUCUAAGAUUGAAUUCAAUUAGGAGAUUGGAGGCCGAUGAAGUAGAUUUUCUGCAUCACGUGACCCAGCUGGAUCUCAGAGACAACAAACUUGGGGAGCUGGAUGCAACAGUUUUUAACAAUGUUGAAGUGUUACACUGUGAACGGAAUCAACUGGUAACCCUCAAAAUCAGCGGAUAUUUUCUCAAAGCGCUCUACGCUUCCUCAAAUGAACUUGUUCACCUUGAUGUGUAUCCAGUUCCUAAUUGCCUGGCUUAUAUGGAUAUUUCUAGAAAUCGCCUGGAAAACCUGCCUGAGUGGGUAUGUGACAGCAAGAAACUGGAAGUGUUGGAUGUUGGCCACAAUCAGAUACGUGAGCUGCCUGCCCGGUUGUUUUACAGUAGUAGCUUGCGUAAGCUGCUGGCAGGACAUAACAUGUUAGGAAGGCUACCAGAUCGGCUCGAGCGAACGCAAGUGGAGGUCCUGGACGUGCAACACAACCAGCUCCUUGAACUGCCAUCUAACCUGCUUUUGAAAGCAGACAGCCUGAGAUUUCUUAAUGCCUCUGCCAACAAACUGGAAAUGCUUCCUCCAGCCACUCUUUCUGAAGAAACCCAUAGCAUCUUACAGGAGUUGUAUUUGACCAACAACAACCUCACAGAUAAAUGCGUACCCUUGUUAACAGGCCAUCCACACCUGAAAAUCUUGCACAUGGCUUACAAUCGCCUACAGAGCUUCCCCGCAAGCAAAAUGGCCAAGCUGGAAGAGUUGGAGGAAAUUGAUAUUAGUGGGAACAAACUGAAAGCCAUUCCAACAACCAUCAUGAACUGCAGACGUAUGCAUACUGUAAUUGCUCACUCCAACUGCAUCGAAGUCUUCCCAGAAGUCAUGCAGCUUUCUGAAAUAAAGUGCGUGGACCUAAGCUGCAAUGAACUCAGUGAAAUCACAUUGCCUGAAAACCUGCCUCCCAAACUACAAGAGCUGGACCUGACUGGAAAUCCCAGAUUAGCCUUGGAUCACAAAACGCUAGAGCUGCUGAACAAUAUCCGUUGCUUCAAGAUCGACCAGCCCUCGGCCGGCGAUGCUUCGGGAGCGCCGGCGGUGUGGAGUCACGGUUACACAGAAGCAUCGGGCGUUAAGAACAAGCUGUGUGUGGCAGCACUUUCAGCCAAUAACUUCUGUGACAACCGGGAGGCACUUUAUGGUGUUUUUGAUGGUGACCGCAACGUGGAAGUGCCGUAUCUGCUGCAGUGCACAAUGAGCGACAUCUUAGCAGAAGAGCUGCAGAAAACAAAAAAUGAGGAGGAAUACAUGAUCAACACUUUCAUCGUUAUGCAGAGGAAACUUGGAACAGCUGGACAAAAACUUGGAGGCUCUGCUGUCCUUUGCCAUAUAAAACAUGAUCCCAUGGACCCUGGUGGAUGCUUCACGCUAACCUCAGCAAAUGUGGGGAAGUGCCAAACUGUUCUCUGCCGAAAUGGGAAACCUCUGCCUUUGUCCAGGUGUUACGUGAUGAGUUGUGAAGAAGAGCUGAAGAGGAUUAAGCAGCAUAAGGCCAUUAUCACAGAGGAUGGCAAAGUGAACGGUGUGACGGAUUCCACGAGAAUCUUGGGGUACACCUUCCUUCACCCAAGCGUUGUGCCGCGUCCUCACGUCCAGUCCAUCACCUUAACUCCGCAAGAUGAGUUCUUCAUUCUGGGGAGCAAGGGGCUGUGGGACAGCCUCUCAAUGGAUGAAGCAGUGGAGGCAGUCAGAAACGUGCCUGAUGCACUGGCAGCCGCGAAGAAGCUUUGCACUUUGGCCCAGAGUUACGGCUGCAAUGACAGUAUCAGCGCUGUCGUGGUUCAGCUCAAUGUGACGGAGGACAGCUUCUGCUGCUGUGAACUUAAUGGGGUCCCACCCCCCAGCCCCGGCAUUUUCCCCCAGUCUGUCAACGUGGUCAUCAAGGACAGGCCAACAGAUGCGCUUGGGAUGCCGUCUUCGAGCAGCGGCAUGGCUUCAGAGAUCAGCAGCGAGAUCUCCACCUCCGAAAUGAGCAGUGAGGUGGGGUCCACAGCCUCCGACGAGCCUCCACAGGUAGCCAUGAACGAGAACAGCCCAGCCUACCCGGGGGAGCAGCGCUGCAUGCUGCACCCCGUCUGCCUGUCCAAUUCUUUCCAGCGGCAGCUCUCCAGCGCCACCUUCUCCAGCGCCUUCUCCGACAACGGCCUUGACAGCGACGAUGAGGAGCCGAUUGAGGGGGUGUUCACCAACGGCAGCCGCGUGGAAGGGGCGGUGGACAUCCACUGCAGGCGAGCGAAGGAAAAAAAAAAAAAGGGAAUUCUCAUCCGUGUGGCACCCACUGCUAGUGGAAGAGUAAUCUUGAUGCUGCCAUCUGUGGUCUCUAUUCGCUAUAAGGUGCCUCUGGUACGCUUAUGUGGCACCACCACCUUGUUUGUAACCAGUGCUGUGGUGGCAUUGCCUUCCUCUGGCUUCCUGCUCUUGGAGUGCACCAACUAUGUCCAUGCGUAUGGCUGCCGUCUCCCUUGCUUGAAAACUGCAAGGGCUCCCCCUCGUGUUACCGCAGGAGAGGACCAGAAUUGCUGCAUCUUCACCCGUGGAGGGUGCCGGGGAAACGAGCGCGUCUCGCACCCUUGCGUGCACCCUCGUGUGAAAUCCUGCGGGAACACCAGUGGUCCGGAGAAGCCUUCCCUCAGCGGAGCGAACGGCAGCAAGGCAGCAACGCUGACAUUAGCAGGUAGCUGCUUCGUGCAGGCCGAGGACUCCGGCGUGCGCUGA
This is a messenger RNA of Pelecanus crispus (Dalmatian pelican), 3617 nucleotides long. The record is from RefSeq and is a predicted model, not a curated record. Lineage: Eukaryota; Metazoa; Chordata; Aves; Pelecaniformes; Pelecanidae.